Bipolaris oryzae ATCC 44560 is the source of this 1509-nucleotide messenger RNA. RefSeq lists its product as uncharacterized. Lineage: Eukaryota; Fungi; Ascomycota; Dothideomycetes; Pleosporales; Pleosporaceae. The coding region runs from base 1 to 1509 and encodes 502 amino acids. The record is from RefSeq and is a predicted model, not a curated record. Gene Ontology annotation, molecular function: heme binding; monooxygenase activity; oxidoreductase activity, acting on paired donors, with incorporation or reduction of molecular oxygen. The transcript has 6 exons.
AUGUCGAACAUCGUCUCGAAUAAUGCGCUUCUAAUCGUACUGUGGAUAACAAAUCCUUUGAAGCUAUUCUUAUACUAUGUCAUUCUCGCUAUAUACAACGUCUACUUCCACCCGCUUCGAAAGUUUCCAGGCCCCAAAUUGAGAGCUGCGUCGGACUGGCCGUAUGUUGCUUCCCUACUACGAGGCACCUCGCCGCAAGACAUGCUAGAAAUGCACAAGAAAUAUGGUCGAGUGGUGCGCGUAGCGCCCAACGAACUCACAUUUGUUAGCCCUGCAGCUUGGACGGAAAUUUAUGGGCAGAAAAGACGCGGUCAGGAGGAGCUCGUAAAGGAUGAGAAGUAUUAUUCAGGAAUGGGCGAACCAACACUACUGCAUUCAAACCAGGAACAGCAUGCUCAUCUCCGGAAACUGCUAGCGCAUGGUUUCUCUAAUUCAUCGUUGCAAAAGCAGGAAGCUAUAAUCCAAAAGUAUCUUGAUGUCCUAAUGAAUACCCUCAGACACCAUUGUCAAGACGGGCGGUCUGUCGUGGAUCUCAAAGACUGGGUCAAUUUUUUUGUGUUCGAUGUGAUUGCAUAUUUGACAUACGGACAGUCAUUCAAUUGUCUUGAGACGCGCAACGUGCACUCGUGGAUCGAGCUAGUCCCUAAGCUCGCCAGAUUCAUGGCUCUAAUGCAAGCAGCACAGCGGCUACCAAUCUUCGUCAAACCUCUAUUCUUGCUUUACGGUAUCAGUACUAAUCUGCGGUCGAAUGUGAGAACCAUUCAAGCAAUCAGCAAGGAAAAAGUCGAUUACCGCCUGAACUCACGACCACUGGUCCCAGACUUUAUGGAAAAGCUAAUUGACGAAUAUAAAGAAGGCAGAAUGACCAUGUACCAACUCGACUCUAACGCUUCUUUCCUCAUGGCAGCAGGAAGUGAAACACUAGCGACAGUUCUCACACAUGCAGUCUUCCAGCUUCUAACAAAUCCGAGGACGCUAGAGAAGCUUACCGCAGAGAUCCGCACUAAAUUCACAUGCGCAGCAGAGAUAAAUAUGUCCAGCGUCAAUGAGUGCAAAUACCUACUAGGCUGUAUCGAAGAGACUAUGAGGAUUCAAGCGCCUUCGCCCGCCACGCAUCCUCGAUACACAAAUGCUACCGGCGCAGUGAUCGAUGGGUUCCAGGUGCCGGGGAAUGUAGCAGUUGGAAUUCCCAUUUACGCGGCGUGCAAAAGUGCCCUCAACUUCUACGAUGCGGAGAGCUAUAUUCCCGAGAGAUGGACAGGAGAAGAUCCGCUCUACAAUCACGACCUUAGGGAAGCUGCGCGAAUAUUUUCACUUGGACCCCGGGACUGCCUUGGGCGGAACUUGGCAUAUGCGGAGCUCAAAUUGGUGAUUGCACGAUUGGUGUGGCACUUCGACUUGGAAGCAUGUUUCGACUCGAACUGGUCAGAUCAAAAGGUCUAUAUGGUUUGGGAGAAACCACCUUUCAUGGUAAAACUGGCGCCGGUGCAGGGCAGCUGGGCAACCUAA